AACACAGAGGCACGAAGACAUAAAGACAUAGAGACACAAAGACAGGAAGACAAAGACACGAAGACAGAGACAGACACAGGGACACGGAGACACAGACAGAAAGACAAAGACACAGAGACACGGAGACAGGCACAGAGACAUGAAGACACAGAGACAGACACGAAGACACAGACAGACACUAAGACAUGGAGACACAGAGACAGACACUAAGACACAGAGACAGACAGGUCAAAGGUGAACCGCUGUGAGCCACAAAUGAUAAAAAUGAAUAGAUUUAUUUUAGAACUAACACAUGAAUGUCAUUCAUUCGUUCACUCUUUGAACAUAAACUAACAUUUAGUAAUAAUAAUAAUAAUAAUAAUAAUAAUAAUAAUAAUAAUAAUGAUCAUCUAUCACUUGUGUUUGAGUCGCUGGAGCUGGCAGACGACGGCUGAGCUGUGAUUGGCCGUGGGCGCUGCGGAGGCGGGAGGUUUGUGGAGAAGAAGGCCGCUGAUUGGCUGAGGUUGGGAGCGUCAGCGGUUCAUCAGACACCGGUGUGAAAGUUCGGUGGCGGCGGCAGAGAUGCAGAGUAAGUCCCGCCGCUUCUCACGCCUUUAACCCGGAACAUGGUUCAGCACACGGCGCUCAGCAGAACCGGCAGGACCAGCAGGACCAGCGGCCCCCACCACACCGGCGAGCUGAGGCCGGACUGGUGUAAGACUGCGUCCGGUCACAUAAAGAGACCCAUGAACGCCUUUAUGGUCUGGUCCAAGAUCGAGAGGAGGAAGCUCAUGGCGGAGGCUCCGGACACGCACAACGCCGAGAUCUCCAAACGGCUCGGGAAGCGCUGGAAGCUGCUGAACGAAGCCGAGAAAGUCCCGUUCAUCCGGGAGGCGGAGCGGCUGCGGCUGCAGCACAUGGCCGACUACCCGGACUACAAGUACCGGCCCAGGAAGAAGCCCAGGACCGAGGAGGGCGGGGCGUUGGUUGCGGGGAAGCCCGCCUCCUCGUCCCCGCACAAACCCGCAGUCGCGAACAAAACCUGCGCCAAGAAAUUCAACAAGUUAAAGUCCAGUCAAGUGAACAGCGACCUCCUGCGGCGGCGGCGGCGGCGGCACCAGCCAGAGCCAGAGCCAGAGCCCCGGUACCGUGGCUUCAAAAUCAGCGAGAUGAUGGUGAAACAAGAGUUCAUGGACGAGGGGGAGGAGCCUGACCUCAAAGUAGAGGAGGGGGACAAGCCUGAGCUCAAAGUUGAGGAGGGGGAGGAGCCGAAUCGGUACCACCUGAGUCCGAGCUCCUGCUCCACAGAAGCGCAGGGAACCACCGGUUGUCUCUUCUACAGCUUCAAGAACAUCAGCCAGCGAGGCGGCGCCGCCUUACCCCUGUCCCCUGCGUCUUCGUCCCGCUCAGACUCCGCCUCCUCCUGCUGCAGUGAGGAGCCGGACCACCUGGACACCUGGAGCCUGUCCCUGGUGGACAAAGACUUGGACUGGAGCGGCGGCGGCGAGCGAAGCCUCCGCUCACACUUUGAGUUCCCGGAUCAUUUCACGCCGGAGCUGAGCGAGAUGAUCGCAGCAGACUGGCUGAAGGCGGACCUCUCUGACCUGGUGUUCACCCUCUGACCCCGCAGAGCCUGGAUCAGUACCACAGGUGAAGGGACAGUUGAGGUUGGAUGAGGUUAUGACUGCGCUGUGAGCGCCACCUGCUGCUGAGGACCAGCCUGAGACACAGACACUCAACAUGUCCCAUAACAUGUGUGACUCCGCCCACUUCCUGGGUGUAGGACACGCCCCCCGUGCGUUUCCAGGCUGAUGUUUUAACGUCAAGUUUACGAACUUUGUGAAACUUUUCAGUUUGACGUUUUAUUGACGGCACGUUUUUGUGUUUACGUUCAUUAUUUUUGUGCAAAAUCAACGACACGAUCGUCCCGAGGUUUUUCUGCUUCAUGAAGUUUGUUGUGAAUAAAUCAGCUGGAACUGA
This is a messenger RNA of Solea solea (common sole), 1959 nucleotides long. RefSeq names its product SRY-box transcription factor 11b (gene sox11b). The transcript is spliced from 2 exons. Gene Ontology annotation, biological process: positive regulation of transcription by RNA polymerase II; cell differentiation; anatomical structure morphogenesis. Bases 606 to 1601 code for a protein of 331 amino acids. Gene Ontology annotation, molecular function: RNA polymerase II cis-regulatory region sequence-specific DNA binding; DNA-binding transcription activator activity, RNA polymerase II-specific. NCBI's taxonomy places the organism in Eukaryota, Metazoa, Chordata, Actinopteri, Pleuronectiformes, Soleidae. The record is from RefSeq and is a predicted model, not a curated record.